CCAUUCAGCAGAUUACAAAUAAUAUUACAGCACUUGAAUAUGUCCAAAACCACAGAUUCUGCAGCUGAAGUGUUAUUGGAAAAGAGAGGAUGUGCUGGAGUAAUAACUAUGAAUAGACCAAAGGCUCUAAAUGCAUUAAAUCUUUCCAUGAUUCGACAGAUUUAUCCACAGUUAAAGACAUGGGAGAAAGACCCUGAAACCUUUCUAAUAAUUAUAAAGGGAACUGGAGGAAAGGCUUUCUGUGCAGGAGGCGAUAUCAGAGCUAUCACAGAUGCAGGAAAAGUUGGAGAUAGGCUAGCACAAGAUUUCUUCAGAGAAGAAUACAUCCUGAACAAUGCUGUUGGUACCUGCCAGAAGCCGUACGUGGCACUUAUUGAUGGGAUUACAAUGGGAGGUGGUGUUGGUCUGUCGGUCCACGGGCACUUUCGAGUGGCUACUGAGAAGACACUUUUUGCAAUGCCAGAGACAGCAAUAGGCCUUUUCCCUGAUGUAGGUGGAGGCUACUUCUUGCCAAGACUUUCAGGAAAAAUUGGCUAUUACCUUGCUCUUACAGGAUUUAGACUGAAAGGGAGAGAUUUGCAAAAAGCAGGAAUUGCUACACACUUUGUAGAAUCAGAAAAGCUGCCUGCACUAGAGGAAGAUUUGAUAGCUCUAAAAUCUCCUUCUAAAGAAAAUGUUGCCGAUGUACUGAACUCAUAUCACAUGAAGUGCAAAAUUGAUCAAGAGAAGCAGUUCGUACUUGAUGAACAUAUGGACAAGAUUAACAGUUUGUUUUCAGCAAACAGCAUGGAGGAAAUCAUUCAAAAUUUGAAGCAGGAUGGUUCUCCUUUUGCUCUUAAGCAGCUAGAGACAAUUAAUAAAAUGUCGCCUACGUCCUUAAAAAUGACUUUGAGACAGCUUAGAGAAGGAGCUUCCAUGAACUUGCAAGAUGUACUAACUAUGGAAUACAGACUGAGCCAGGCAUGCAUGAGUGGCCAUGACUUCUAUGAAGGUGUUCGAGCAGUGCUGAUUGACAAAGACCAAGUCCCAAAAUGGAAGCCGGCUACCUUAGAAGAAGUAACAGAUGAAUUUGUGGACAAUUGCUUUAAGUCAUUGGGAAAUAGCGAUCUCAAAUUAUAAUGAUGGUGUACAAGGUUGUAUUCCUAUCAAGGGUGUAUUCCUCUGUAUAAUUCUAGGAUACAAAAAUUAAUAAUGAUGCAGAGACUUUGAUGAAGGAGGUAUGGUAACACUCUUGGGUCUAAUCUACUUGA
Molecule: messenger RNA, 1250 nt
Organism: Emys orbicularis (European pond turtle)
Lineage: Eukaryota; Metazoa; Chordata; Testudines; Emydidae
Gene: HIBCH
Product: 3-hydroxyisobutyryl-CoA hydrolase
Exons: 13
Coding region: 40-1119 (359 amino acids)
Biological process (GO): L-valine catabolic process
Cellular component (GO): mitochondrion
Molecular function (GO): 3-hydroxyisobutyryl-CoA hydrolase activity
Source: RefSeq, a predicted model, not a curated record